UUUACUCCGGGGUCAAAGUGGACAGCAUGAGGAAGUGGCUUGGCUUGUCCGAUCUUUAAUAUUUAUGCUCCUUUUUUUUUGCGUCCCUCAAAACAAUUCUAUUAAUUUCCACCGAAAGUUUAUUUGAAUUGUGACUGUCCGGCUCGGUUCGUCGUAGCGACUUGACGCAAAUUCCACGGACUCGCUAUCGAGAUCCUAUUUUUGGAAAAACAGACAUCAAAAUCGUAUCAUCAACCACAAAUUUCUGAAUCAACUCAGCAGGAUCCCUGCUGCUGAACCAUGACGACCAUCGUCCACGACACCACGGAGGCGGUGUGCCUCGCCGCAGACUACAACAUCUACCUGAAGCCCAUUGCCAAGAUGACCGUGAGUGUGACCCUGCCGCAGCUGAAGCUGCCCGGGAAGAGCAUCUCCAACUGGGAGGUGAUGGAGCGGGUGAAGGCCAUGGUGGUGCCCGACCAGUUCUCAACACUGCGCAUCUCCAAGAGCACCAUGGACUUCAUUCGCUUUGAGGGAGAAGUGGAGAACAAAACAGUUGUCAAAAGCCUGCUGAAAUGUUUGGAUGGGAAGAGCAUCAAACUGAGUGGAUUUACGGAUGUCCUAAAGGUGCGUGCAGUUGAGAAUAAAGUGGACUUCCCUACCAGACACGACUGGGAUUCCUUCUUCCGAGAUGCCAAAGACAUGAAUGAGACUCUGCCAGGAGAGCGGCCAGACACCAUUCACCUGGAAGGGCUGCCCUGCCGCUGGUUCAACCAGAAGCAGAGCAACUUCCCCGACCGGCCCUCUGAGAAGGCCCUCAUCGCUGUGUUCGAAGGCUUCGGCAAGGUGCGGAACGUCGACAUCCCCAUGUUGGAUCCAUACAGGGAGGACAUGUUGGACAAGAACUUCAACACGUUUAGUUUUGGAGGCCAUCUGAACUUUGAGGCCUAUGUCCAAUAUCAAGAAUACGACGGCUUCACCAAGGCCAUGGACACGCUGCGCGGAAUGAAGCUGAUGCUGAAAGGCGACGAUGGAAAGGCCGUGGCCUGCAACAUAAAGGUGACCUUUGACACCACCAAGCAUCUCAGCGACUCGGCCAUAAAGAAGCGGAACCUGGAGAGGCUCAAGCUGCAGGAGCUGGAGAAGCAGCGAGAGGAGCAGAAGCGACGCAAGAGGGAAGAGGAGGAGCGACGUAAAGAGCAGGAGCGGAAACAGAAAGAGCAGGAAGAAGAGGAGAGGGAGCGCAAGAAGGAGGAGAAGCAGCGGAAGCGGGAGCAGAAGCUGCAGGAGAGGGAGGAGAGGAGGAACCUCAAGAGGUUGAGGAGGCAGCAAGAGGAGGAGCAGAAGAAGCUUCAAAUGAAGAUCGCCAUGGAGGAAAGGAGGCUUCUUCUCGCCCAGCGGAACCUGGAGUCCAUCCGGAUCAUCGCUGAGCUUUUGGCCAGAGCCAAGGCCGUCAAGCAGCAGCAGCUGGAAAAGGAGCGGGCGGAGCAGGAGGCCCGGGAAAAGCAGGAGAAGGCCCGACAGGAAGAGGAAGUGGCCCGCAGGCAGCAGCUGGAGGCCUCCCGCCGCAGGAAGCAGAAGGAGCUCCUCAGGCAGCAGGAGGAGCUCCUCAGGGUGGAGCUGGAGAAGGAGCGCGCCCUUGAACUCCAGCGGCGGGAGAAGGAGCUGCGAGAGAAGUUGCUCUCCAACAUGUUGAAGAAAAGCUGCGAGAAACCCGCAGAAGACCCUGCGUCGCAGGAUCAGGCCGGCCCUGCAGGAAGCAUGGCGUCCUCUGACGCGGCAAGGCAGAAUGUCACCCUCGUGGUCCUGGGCCAGGUGAACGGCGUGAAGGCGGCGGAGGGCAUGUCCAAAACGGCUGCUCCCGCCGAGAUUCCCCGGAAAAGCAGAGGAACCAAGGAAAAGAAAGGAAGUGACGACGUCAAGAAGAAAGAGAGCGUGAAGAGCGGCCUCGGCGAGGAGAACGCGAGACGCCGCGGCUCCAGGAGGCGCCGCUCCAGCGGCGACAGGAGGCGGAGCACCAGCCGCCACGGGACCUCCAGCCGCCGCAGGAGGAACGGCGGGAGGCGGAGCCACAACCACUACAGCCGGAGCGCCAGCUCCAGCCGGGACAGAAGCAGGAGCAGCAGUGGGAGGAGCUACAGCCGGGGGAAGAGCCGCAUGGACAGCCGCCGGAAAUACAGCCGAGGGAGCUCCAGGAGCAGCAGCAGGGGCAGAGACCGGAGUCACCACAGUCGUGGAUACAGGAGGCACAGCCACAGCAGAGACAGGAGUCACCCCAGAAGAUAAACACUUGAGCAGGUCCUAUCACUCCUGAUUAGUUUUCUUCAUUUUUCACAAUCCAUAUGCAAGACAAGAACACUCUAGAUUUUCGUCUUUUUGCAUUCUAACUCGUAAAUAAAUGCUAGCAAAAGUCAGCCAAUGGAAGUCUCCUAUAAAACACUGUAAAAACCUCCAUAAUUUUAUAUACCCACUAUAAGUAUAUAUGUAAUGUAGUAGUUACAUUCAUAAUAAUUAUGUGUUUUGCUUAUUUUAUAGGCAUACAGCGGUGUAUUCACGGACGCAUCACUUUUCAAAGACAACAGUAGAGACCAAUUCGGGACACAUGACGAACCAGAAACUUCUAUUUUUGAUUCUGAAUAUAAGGAUCUACCGAAUUUUUCGGAGUAUAAGUCGCUCCGGAGUAUAAGUCGCACCUGCCGACAAUGCCGAAAAAAACAUAUAUAAGUCGCACUGGAGUAUAAGUCGCAUUUUUUGGGGGGAAAUUUAUUUGAUAAAAUCCAACACCAACAAUAGACAUUUGAAAGGCAAUUUAAAAUAAAUAAAGAAUAGUGAACAACAGGCUGAAUAAGUGUACGUUAUAUGAGGCAUAAAUAACCAACUGAGAAGGUGCCUGCUAUGUUAACCUAACAUAUUAUGCUAAGAGUCAUUCAAAUAACUACAACAUAUAAAACAUGCUAUAUGUUUACCAAACAAUCUGUCACUCUUAAUCGAUAAAUCCCAUGAAAUCUUUUACGUCUAGUCUCUUACGUGAAUGAGCUAAAUAAUAUUAUUUGCUAUUUUACGGUAACGUGGUAAUAAUUUCACACAUAAGUCGCUCCUGAGUAUAAGUCGCACCCCCGGCCAAACUAUGAAAAAAACUGCGACCUAUAGUCCGUAAAAUACGGUACUGUGCAGCUUUAGUCAAACACUAAGCAUCACGUAGCAGUAUUGCUAAGUCAUAAACAAGAUGUAUAAACAUAAAUAAACAAUCACUCACUGUACAAUGUCUGCUCUCACUGGGAUAAAGCCUGACGUGUAUUUAUAAAUGGUUGAUUUGUAUAGGCUAGUAAGGUAAAGUGUUGUACCUGACAAGUUUCGGCUACCUUGCUUCUGAUGAAGGCUGCAGAAGCAAGGUAGCCGAAACUUGUCAGGUACAGCACUUUACCUUACUAGCCUAUAUAAAUCAACCAUUUAUAAAUAAAUAAAAAGGUAAAAAUAGUGUCUUUUCGUGUCUUUCUCACCCGCUACGGGUCUAAGUUGGAUGUCAAAGUUGACCAACUUGUGGGUUUAUGUCCACAACCUUCUACUCUCCAGGUGAGAAGCAUGUUUUACAAUGUAGAUUUAACUUUCACCUACUAAGAGGCGAUGCAGCAGCUCAAUAAAGCAGCAUGAGCUAGCUAGUCAGUUAGUAUAAUUACAACGUAAACUCCGGACAAUUUGCCGCUACAUUUUUCUUUACACUUUGUACCUUGUGGCUUAUAAGACGGUGCGGUUGAUUUGUGGGUUUUUUUCUCCGAUAACAACCAUUAAAAAAUAGUGAAAAACAAAUACACUAAAAGUAGUUCCUCUGCGUUAGCCCUUAUAAAAACACUGCCACUUUUUGGAUGUUUAUUUAGAGGACUUUAUGGUCCCAUUCGCUGCAAUCUUUGCCACUUCGUACUUGCCGUAUUUUACGACUUAAAAUGCAUUAAAUAAAGAAAAUCACAUGUGUUCUUUUCUAACAUAAGGAUUGUUAAUGAUCAAAAUUCCAAGUGCAGUUUCCUUUUAAUUUGUGAUGGCUUGGGUGGGGAAAAACAUUGAAAUUAAAAAUGGUUAACUCGGAAGUGUAUUAUGGGGAACACUUUAGUUCUACAUGGCACGCUUAUUAGUUUAUUGGGUACUUGAUUACUCAUCACAAAUGGGAGCCUUUAUAGUCACAAAGCUCAGAAUAUCUCGUUUCAAAAUAGCCCCCCAACAAGCCUCGGGACCACCGCUAACAACUCGAAUGCUGCUCUUUUUCCCCAAUACGAACUUGGAAGACUUUUCUAAGCUGCCUCUAACACUGGUUUUUAUUUGAUUUUUUUUCCCCCCAUCAGCUCUGGAGACUCAGGAUUUCGAACCACAGGAGCAAAUUUUUUUUUUUUUUUAGGGGUUCAAAGAUCUCUAUUUCUCGAAAGACUUAUAUUUUUUUAAUGAACUGAUUCGAAUGUAACCGAGAGACAAGGUGUGAACACCGAACGACUCGUAGACCAAGAUGGGAACGUUAGGAGGCUUUACAUUGUGUCGGUGCAAAGAUGGUGCUUUUAACUGGAUUAGUUUUUGAAUGUGUACUGUGUGGCAUCCUGGUGCAUCUUCUACAUAAGGUAGUUGUAAUAAAAUUAAUAAAUUGACGUUUAGACAUUUGAACUAAAACCAAAGCUUGUCUAGAAGGUCAUUGCUCCUUUACAGAUACAAACCCUGUUUCUAUAUGAGUUGGGAAAUUGUGUUAGAUGUAAAUAUAAACAGAAUACAAUGAUUUGCAAAUCAUUUUCAACCCAUAUUCAGUUGAAUGCACUACAAAGACAAGAUAUUUGAUGAUCUCGGGCCCAGAGAAGCCGGCGGCGUUUCUGGAUGUUGUUGAUAAAUGGCUUUCGCUUUGCAUAGUAGAGCUUUAACUUGCACUUACAGCUCUAGCGACCAACUGUAUUUAGUGACAGUGGUUUUCUGAAGUGUUCCUGAACCCAUGUGGUGAUACCCUUUAGAGAUUGAUGUCCUUUUUGUAUACAGUGCCGUCUGAGGGAUGGAAGGUCACGGUCAUUCAAUGUUGGUUUCCGGCCCUGCCGCUUACGUGGAGUGAUAUUUGAUGUUCAAACUCAUAAACUUUAUUUUUUUUUUUUGCAAAUAAUAAUUAACUUAGAAUUUCUUGGCUGCAACACGUGCCAAAGUAGUUGGGAAAGGGCAUGUUCACCACUGUGUUACAUCACCUUUUCUUUUAACAACACUCAAUAAACGUUUGGGAACUGAGGAAACUAAUUAUUGAAGCUUUGAAAGUGGAAUUCUUUCCCAUCCAUCCAUUUUCUACCGCUUAUUCCCUUUGGGGCCGCGGGGGGGGGGGGGUCGCUGGUGCCUAUGUCAGCUACAAUAGGGCGGACAAGUCGCCACCUCGGAAUUCUUUCCCAUUCUUGUUUUACGUAGAGCUUCAGUCGUUCAACAUUCCAAGGUCUCCGCUGUCGUAUUUUACGCUUUAUAAUGCGCCACACAUUUUCAAUGGAAGACUGCUCUGGACUGCAGGCAGGCCAGGAAACUACCCGCACUCUUUUUUUUACUAAGCCCCGCUGUUGUAACACGUGCUGAAUGUGGCUUGGCAUUGUCUUGCUGAAAUAAGCAGGGGCGUCCAUGAAAAAGACGGCGCUUAGAUGGCAGCAUAUGUUGUUCCAAAACCUUUAUGUGCCUUUCAGCAUUAAUGGUGCCUUCACAGAUGUGUAAGUUACCCAUGCCUUGGGCACUAAUGCACCCCCAUACCAUCACAGAUUCUGGCUUUUGAACUUUGCGUCGAUAACAGUCUGGAUGGUUCGCUUCCCCUUUGGUCCGGAUGACACAAUGUCGAAUAUUUCCCCCAAAAAUUUGAAAUGUGGACUCGUCAGACAACGAACACUUUUCCACUUUGCAUCAGUCCAUCUUAGAUGAUCUCGGGCACAGAGAAGCCGGCGGCGUUUCUGGAUGUUGUUGAUAAAUGGCUUUCCCUUUGCAUAGUAGAGCUUUAACUUGCACUUACAGAUGUAGCGACAAACUGUAUUUAGUGACAGUGGUUUUGUGAAGUGUUCCUGAGCCCAUGUGGUGAUAUCCUUUAGAGAUUGAUGUCGGUUUUUGAUACAUUGCCGUCUGAGGAAUUGAAGGUCAUGGUCAUUCAAUGUUGGUUUCCGGCCAUGCCGCUUACGUGGAGUGAUUUCUCCAGAUUCUCUGAACCUUCUGAUGAUAUUAUGGGAUAUAGGGAUGUUGAAAUCCCUAAAUUUUGUGCAAUCUCACUUUGAGAAAUGUUGUUCUUAAACUGUUUGACUAAUUGCUCACGCAGUUGUGGACAAAGGGGUGUACCUCGCCCCAUCCUUUCUUGUGAAAGACUGAGCAUUUUCUGGGAAGCUGUUUUUAAACCCAAUCCUGGCACGCACCUGUUCCCAAUUAGCCUGCACACCUGUGGGAUGUUCCAAAUAAGUGUUUGAUGAGCAUUCCUCAACUUUAUCAGUAAUUAUUGCCACCUUUCCCAACUUCCUUGUCACGUGUUGCUGGCAUCAAAUUCUAAAGUUAAUGAUUAUUUGCACAAAAAACAAAAUGUUUAUCAGUUUGAACAUCAAAUAUGUUGUCUUUGUAGCAUAUUCAACUGAAUAUGGGUUGAAAAUGAUUUACAAAUCAUUGUAUUCCGUUUAUAUUUACAUCUAACACAAUUUCCCAAAUUAUAUAAAAACGGGGUUUGUAGAUAGAUAGUACUUUAUUGAUUCCUUCAGGUGAAUUCCUUCAGGAAAAUUAAAAUGAUGUUGCACCUGAA
This is a messenger RNA of Nerophis ophidion (straightnose pipefish), 6736 nucleotides long. It is a transcript of the gene akap17a, whose product is annotated as A kinase (PRKA) anchor protein 17A. Lineage: Eukaryota; Metazoa; Chordata; Actinopteri; Syngnathiformes; Syngnathidae. The transcript is spliced from 7 exons. The record is from RefSeq and is a predicted model, not a curated record. The coding region runs from base 280 to 2265 and encodes 661 amino acids. Gene Ontology annotation, molecular function: nucleic acid binding.